AAGGUCCCUGCUUUACUGUGGAGGGAGAAGGGAUUGACUGAAGAGCGGGACAGGGAACGGGCUGUGUAGGAUCCUGCUCCAGGAGCCGAAGUUCGUGGGGCUGAGAGAAGGGGAUCGUCAGGUAAGACAGGAAUAAUGGGCAGUGAGAGGAUGGAAUGGACUCAGGAUUUGACCUUAUAGGAAUGUGAUUACCUAACUCUCAGGAAUUCGGCCUGGGGCAGUCAGCUUGCUGAGGACUAAAGCCUAUUCCUAGGAGAGACACCAAGGAGAAUGGCACCUGGGAGCCAGAGACCCUCAUCCCAGGAGUUGGUGACAUUCAAGGAUGUGGUUGUGAACUUCACUGAGGAGGAGUGGGGCCUCUUGGACCAUUCUCAAAAAGAGCUGUACAAGGAGGUCAUGCUGGAGAAUAUCCACAACCUGCUGUCCCUGGAUUUAGAGACCAGGUUUGAAGUAAAUGAGGUGACUAGAAAUCUUGGAAUUUUCCUGGAAAAACGUGACCUGCAAAGAUUCAUGAAUGAUCAUGCUUGGGACUUCAAGUGGAGAGAAAUCCGUGACUCUGAUAUCAACUUAGAUAAAAAUCCAAAGAGUGAAUAUGAAUUUGAUGAAAUUGGAAAGAGAUUCAGUCAAUCUUGUAUCCUAAAUCACUGUAAGAAAAUGACCUCAGGGAAUGACUGUCUUCAAGAUAGUGAAUAUAGCAAAUGCUUUGCUGAAGAGAGAGAGCCUUUUGAGCCCCAGGAGAAGGCUCCUGUAAUGCCAGUGUAUUCAGGAAAUCAAUGGGAAAUGGCCUGGAAGUGGAGUUCAGGCCUUAUUAGACAUCAGAAAAGUGAUACUGGAGAAAUGUUUUGUGUAAGUAAUGCAGGUGGGAAGGCCUUGAGUCAGAAUUCUAACCUUAUUACUUAUCAACAAAUUCCCAUUAGGAAGGAGCCUGAUAAAUAUAAUCAAUGGGAAGCAACCCCAUCCCGUCACUCAUCUCUUCUUUGCCAGCCUAGAUUGUACUCUGGAAUGAAAAGUUAUGUAGAUCUUCAGUGUCAGAAGGCCUUUGGUUGUGACUCAGAUCUUGAUAGAUCUCAUAAGACUCAUACUGGGGGGAAGUUUUAUGAAUGUCAUGAGUGUGGGAAGGCUUUUUGCCGCAGAUCACUCAUUAUUCGCCAUCGGAGAAUACAUACUAGAGAGAAACUUUUUGAAUGUAACCAGUGUGGAAAAGCUUUUACACAGAGCUCCAGUCUUGCUGUACAUCAGAGAAUCCACAGUGGAGAAAAACCUUAUGAAUGUGAUUACUGUGGAAAGACUUUUACAGACAGGGGCAAUCUUACUGUACAUCAGAGAAUUCACACUGGAGAGAAACCUUAUGAAUGUCAUCAGUGUGGAAAGACUUUCACACAGAGCUCCAGUCUUGCUGCCCAUCAGAGAAUCCACACUGGAGAGAAACCUUAUGAAUGUAAUCUAUGUGGAAAGGCUUUGAGAGACAGGGGCAGUCUUGCUGCCCAUCUGAGAAUCCACACUGGAGAGAAACCUUAUGAAUGUCAUCUAUGUGGAAAGGCUUUGAGAGACAGCGGCAGUCUUGCUGCCCAUCUGAGAAUCCACACUGGAGAGAAACCUUUUGAAUGCAAUUAUUGUGGAAAGACGUUUACACGCAGGGGCAGUCUUUUUGCCCAUCAGAGAAUCCACACUGGAGAGAAACCUUAUGAAUGUAAUCACUGUGGAAAGGCUUUCACAGAGAAGAGCACUCUUGCUGCACAUCAGACAGUCCACAGUGGAGAGAAACCUUAUGAAUGUAAUCAAUGUGGAAAGGCUUUCACGAGGAAGGAGAGUCUUGCUGCCCAUCAGAGAAUCCACAGUGGAGAGAAACCUUUUGAAUGUAGUCAAUGUGGAAAGGCAUUCAGAACAAGCUCCCAGCUUGCUGGACAUCAGAGAAUCCACACGGGAGAGAAACCUUAUGAAUGUAAUCAGUGUGGCAAGGCUUUCAGAGACAAGGCAAGUCUUGCUGUACAUCAGAAAAUCCACAGUGGAGAGAAACCUUUUGAAUGUAAUCAAUGUGGAAAGACUUUCAUAACGAGCUCCCAUUUUGUUGCCCAUCUGCGAAUCCACAGUGGAGAGAGACCUUUUGAAUGUAAUCUAUGUGGAAAGACAUUCAGAAUGAGCUCCCAUCUUGUUGCCCAUCAGAGAAUCCACAGUGGAGAGAAACCUUAUGAAUGUAAUCACUGUGGAAAGGCUUUCAUAAACAGGAGCAAACUUGGUGCCCAUCAGAGAAUCCACACUGGAGAGAAACCUUAUGAAUGUAAUCACUGUGGAAAGUCUUUUACAGACAAGGGCAAUCUUGCUGCCCAUCAGAGAAUCCACACUGGAGAGAAACCUUAUGAAUGUAAUCUAUGUGGAAAGGCUUUGAGAGACAGGGGCAGUCUUGCUGCCCAUCUGAGAAUCCACACUGGAGAGAAACCUUUUGAAUGCAACCAUUGUGGAAAGGCUUUCACACGGAGGGGCAGUCUUUUUGCUCAUCAGAAAAUCCACACUGGUGAGAAACCUUAUAAAUGCAAUCACUGUGGAAAAGCUUUCACAGAAAAGGGCAAUCUUGCUGCCCAUCAGAGAAUCCACACUGGAGAGAAACCUUAUGAAUGUAAUCAAUGUGGAAAGACUUUCAAAGACAGGGGCAGUCUUACUGCCCAUCAGAGAAUCCACACUGGAGAGAAACCUUUUGAAUGCAGUAACUGUGGAAAGGCUUUUACACACAGGGGCAGUCUUACUGCCCAUCAGAGAAUCCACACUGGAGAGUAACUUUAUGAAUCUGGAAAGGCUUCCAUCAACCAGGCAGGGUCUUGCUGCACAUCAGAGAAUCCACAGUGGAGAGAAACCUUUUGAAUGUAAUCAAUGUGGAAAGACUUUCAAAAGGAGGCAGAAUCUUGCUCCAGGAGACCACUGGCAGUGGAUAGAAGAGGAAAUGUGGGGGAGAAAGGUGUAAGAAUACUGGAAAGGUUAGAGAGGGCGAAGUUAUGCAGGGCUUUGAAUACCAAGCUGAGCAUUUUGUGUUUGUUCCUGGAAAUAGUAGGAAGACACUGGAGUUUGAGUGGGAGAGGGGCGUGACAUGGUCAGAACUGCAGUUUAGGAAAAUGACUUUGGAGCUGGACUGGAAUGGGGAGAGACUUGAGGCAGGCAGACCCCCUCCCCCAACAUCUAAUGUAAUAGUCCAGGUGUGAGGUGAUGGUGCUUUGUUGAAAGGUGAUUGAGAAAUCUUAACGUGGAGUCUAAUUCAUUAUUUUUUAGGGAAAAAGGUGGCCUGGGUAAAUGGGGAGGGAAGGAGUCUACAGGUCUUUGUUUACUCCCAGGCACAGAAGAAUAAUUGAAAUCUCUUUGGGGAGUCCUCAAUCUGAUUCAAUCUGGAAUGGGGGGCGAGGAUGGGGCAUCAGAUUCCCAAGCUCGCAGGAAGGAGUGUCUACUUGGAGACAUCGCUGCAUUGUUGGGGCAGGGCUGCCAGCACUGAACACAGGCCACCUAACUAACUUAGGCUAGGUAAAGUGACCUUUGGACUUUCAGCCCCCCAUACUCCCUCCCACUGGGACAAAAGCAGGUCAAUCAAGCAGGGUGGAAUCAAGUUUGAACUUGCCUGCUGUGAACUUCCUCUGAGAUUAAUAUGUUCAUUUUUCAUGAGUUACCUACAAGGCACAUGCACUGGACAGAGCAUGCAUGUUUGAUGGAAGGAGCCUGCAGUGAGCCAUAGCUGUGCUCACUCCCAGAUGCCUUUGCUUGUGUUAUGUGGCUGAUCUUGCCGUCCUAUGCCCCUUCCUCCCCAAACUAGGCCAAACCAGCCUUGCAGUCAACUGUUCCUGGAAAACAUCCUCCUUCUCUGUCCACCUGAUCCUGGGAAAGAUCGUCCAUCCUUUUCCCCAACCCCUCUCUGAACUUCCCAUUGUGGUUUUCAUGCAUAAAUCUCCCCUGCCCCUCCUUGGCUGUCAGGUUUUUUAUGUCACUAGUGUCUGAUGUUCUUCUUAAUAAAACCUUUAUGUUUUCAA
This is a messenger RNA of Trichosurus vulpecula (common brushtail), 4004 nucleotides long. Its product is annotated as zinc finger protein 2 homolog. The transcript is spliced from 5 exons. Gene Ontology annotation, biological process: regulation of DNA-templated transcription. NCBI's taxonomy places the organism in Eukaryota, Metazoa, Chordata, Mammalia, Diprotodontia, Phalangeridae. Bases 271 to 2772 code for a protein of 833 amino acids. The record is from RefSeq and is a predicted model, not a curated record.